Akanthomyces muscarius is the source of this 1941-nucleotide messenger RNA. RefSeq lists its product as uncharacterized. NCBI's taxonomy places the organism in Eukaryota, Fungi, Ascomycota, Sordariomycetes, Hypocreales, Cordycipitaceae. The record is from RefSeq and is a predicted model, not a curated record. Bases 1 to 1941 code for a protein of 646 amino acids. The transcript is spliced from 2 exons.
AUGGCAAAGUCUGAUUCCGCCUCGCAAAAGGCGACGCUGCACAGGCGCAACGACACCACGCACGGCGUCGAAAUGCAGUCAAUCGCUGCCGCUCGCGGCUCAGCGUCACAGGUGCCGGCAGAAGGACCGGCAGCAUGCACGGCCGACGACAAGGCGAGCAUGGUGACGGCGCGCCAGGACACGGGCGACAGCGGCUAUAGUAAAUCCUCACAGGAAUCUGCCGUCUCGUACGCCUACGAGCACUUUCACCGCGGCCAGCAGCUGCGGCGGCUGCUCCUCAAGAGCCUGGUGCGGUGGCUCAUCACGGUGGUGCUGUGCGUGUCCAUCUACGGCGUGCUGCUGGCGUACUCGUCGCACGACGCGCUGCCGCAGCGCAAGAAGCUCGAGUUCAACACGCUCGUCAUUGCCCUAACCAUCUCGCUCGGCCUCAACAUUGCCAGCUCGCUCAAGGCCAACGCCAUGGAGCUCCAGUGGUGGCUGCUCAGCCUGCGCCGCUACAAGCCCCGCGAGGCCGACCUCAUCAUGUCCAGCGAGCACUUUACCACCAUGCUGCAGCUCGGCUGGACGACACGCCACACGCUGAUUCAAAUCUUUGUGACGGUCUUUGUCACCAUGAACAUUUGCUCGCAGAUUGCCCUCGCUCUUCUCGGCAUCACUUACAACAUUAACCCUGCCGACAAGUUUGCCGUUACAAAGCCAGGCCCGGUUUCCAUAGCCGACUUGAGCGACAUUCAAGGCCCCAAGGUCCUGGCCACACCCAGCAAACACAACUUGACCGUCGACGUAAACUCGCGACGAUACUCGGCCAACAUGUUUGGACAGCUCGGGCUCGGUUUUUACACUGCCAGUACGGACAGUGCGCCCCGGCCGGGUGCGCUGUACAACCCCGAUCUGCCCCAACUCUACUACUUCCCAUCUACCCUCCCAUACGCUUCUGACAGCAAUGGCGGCACUGACAGCACUGCCGCUGGGACUGGUGAUGACGGCGGCGACGGUCACACCUCUUCAUACACGUACUAUUUCUUCGAGUCGGCCCCAGUCAAUGCCAGCUACUACAGCAUGGUAACCUCAAACCGCUCCGUCACCGUCACGGCGAGCUGCGACAGCUACAAGGUCGUCGCCGGCGGCAACGGCAUGUCGUCCAACAUCACGGUGCGAUAUGAGGACGGCGACCAGGAGAACUACCUACCCGUCGCCAACGGCGGCUCGCAGAUCCUGUACCUGCACGACCCCGCCUCCGAUGCCAACGACACCUGGAGCCGGGUGAGCGCCUUUGAGCCCUCGGACACGGACCCGUGGUUCUACGACUGCGACGUGUACCUCGGCAACGUCACCAACGGCGUCCUCCCGGCGCACUACAUGGGCGCCAACUUUACUCGCUACGUCCCUCCCGCCAUCGCUCUCCAAGGCUACGGCGCCUCCGACGUUGGCCUGACCAACACCACCACCAACUACCAGUUCCAGAGUUAUCCUGCGCAGACGUACUUUGGGCAGCCCGCGCAGGGCUUUGGCGUGCGCAUGGCCGAGCUCGUCAGCCGCUGCGCCGCCAACGCCAUUGCCGCGUGCGCCUCGGCCAACACCAACGUCGACGCGUACGGCAUGACGCCCCAGCGCGCCAUCCAGCUCGAGAUCACCAAGUGGCGCUACGUCCACAUCAUCAUCGGCCUGACCAUGGGCGUGCAGCUCGUCAUCCACCUCGGGGCGGUGCUCGUCGCCAACCGCGUGCAGGUGCGCGAGCAGCGCAGCCUGUCCACUGCCUCGCUGCUGCGGCCCCUGCUCGCGGGCGUCGGUGACCGCGCGAGCAUGGCGAGGGGCAAGCAGAUUGCCAAGCUGAUUGGCAAGAAUGUCACCGUGAGAUAUGAGCCCGUGGGCGCCGGGUAUGACCUUUGCAUAUAUAGAGAUGGACAACUCGAGCGGUCCACGUCAAAUACUGUUGGUUGA